Molecule: messenger RNA, 765 nt
Organism: Trichoderma breve
Lineage: Eukaryota; Fungi; Ascomycota; Sordariomycetes; Hypocreales; Hypocreaceae
Product: BTB/POZ domain-containing protein
Exons: 2
Coding region: 1-765 (254 amino acids)
Molecular function (GO): protein binding
Source: RefSeq, a predicted model, not a curated record
AUGGAUCUAACUAAGCUCAGAACGUAUAAGACCGGGUCUCUGGAUUUACGGGGUAGAGCACUUACUGUUACGGUUGGAUCAACCGACCCUGUGACGUUCUCCGUUCAUGAGCAUCUGAUUUGUCGCACUUCGGAUUAUUUUAAAGCAGCUAUGAAGGCUCACUGGGAGACAUCUACUAGCGGGUCUAUUGCUCUCAAAGAAGAAGACCCUGAAGCAUUUGAGAUAUACCUGCAUUGGUUGUACUUUGAGUCGCUCCCAGUCCAGAAUGACAGCCCUGGACUGGAAGGGAACACUGAAUACAUACAGCUCGCAAAAGCAUACACAUUGGGAGAGUUUCUCCAGGAUGUUGAUUUCAAGGACGCUGUCCUGGAUGUGAUCUUGAUCAAAACCCGUUCCAAGGCAUCGGACGGUCAGACUUGGUUUCCUAUUGGGCCGGUCAUCCGCUACAUAUAUGAAGGGACUCCGGAAUCAUCGGCCGCUCGCCGCCUUCUGGUCGAUUUGUACACUUACCAUGGACAUGGAGACUGGUUUAAAAAAUGGGCCGCUAAAGACGACCUGCCCAAACAAUUCCUUCUCGACCUUGCCAUUGGAGCCUUGACGGAAAGGCCUCGCCCGUCCGCAUCUCUAGCUAAAAAAAAAGGAGCUUGUGAAUACCAUGAGCAUCAGCCUGAUCCAAGCAACUGCUAUUUGAACUCUUCAGCAUCAAAGCGCGGCAAGGCACCGCAGAUCGCACCCGUCGAUCUCCAAAAGAUCAACUGGGCUUGA